AUGGCUUCAGCUUUUCCUAAAUUACCUGGUUUUGUACCCACUUAAGAAUUAGAUGUAAUACAAUCAUUUAUCUAUCUAAGAAACCAAAUUUCAGAAAAGUCUCAUCUAAUAAACAAGACUAAAAUAGAGAAAUUGUAAUUAAUUGAAAUUCUUACAUUUUUAUAGAAACAACUGCCAAAUUAAGAAUAUCCUGUCCCUCGUAAAUAACCAAUAUAAGUCCCAUCAUAAACAGGAAUGUUUAACCCUGAUUAUUUAAGCACAACUCAUGCUAUGCAUUUACCUAAGGUAUUCUUUUUAAUCAGUUACAUUAUAAGAAUACAACUAAUGAUUCUGAAGAGCUUUAUUAACCAACUUGGGUUAAGAUGGAUAGACAUGUACUAAGAUUUAGUGGAUACUUUAAAGAAGCUGUUGUUGAAUCAGCCUUAGAAAAUUACAGAAUUAGAAAAUUAACAAUAUUUUACUAUUUAGAAGACCAUUCAAUUAGUAUUACAGAACCUAAGUAAGAAAAUAGUGGUGUACCAUAAGGAGCAUUCCUUAAAAGAUAAAAAGUAAAACUAUCUUUCUAUUUAUUCUUAAGGUUUUAAGAGCAGAUGGAUCAAAAACAUUCAUUAUACCAGAGGAUUUUAGAAUUAAUCAAGACAUUUAAAUAUUCGGAAAAACAAUCAGACUAUAUGAUUGUGAUCAAUAUACAAGAGAAUUUUAUGAGGUUUCAUUAAAUCAGUUCAUUUUUAUAUUUAGGGUAUUCAAUAACCACAAGAUCAAUCAUUUACUCCUUAACCAGAUUUCUUUGAAACCAAAACUAUGACCAAGUACAUUCCUUAGAAAGAUACUGUAAUGAAAGACUAUUUGGAACAUAAAUUAGGAGGAGGAAAAGUUACAUCAUAAAAACAAUUCCUCGAAAAUGAUAGAAAAGUAAUUAGCAUAUUUUUCUACUUAAGGUAUUAAAAUUCUAUGUGUUUUCUGAUAUUGAAUACGUCUUACAUUAUUAUCUAGCAGAUGAUACUAUUGAAAUAAAAGAAAUAAAUUCUGCUAACUCAGGUAGAGUUCCAUUUCCAAUGAUGUUAAGAAGAUAAAAAUUACCACGUAAAUUCUCUCUAAAUCAACCUGGAUAAACUUAUGCUGAAGAUUUCAUUCGACCAUAGGACAUCUAAUUUGGAUAACCAUUAAUUAUUUACAAUAGAAAAUUUGCCAUAUAAGGUUGCGAUCCUUUUACAAGAAAUUAUUAUUAUGAAAAGUUUAAUGUAGACUUUCCCUUAGGUGGCUAAGAAGAAUAAUUAAUGGAAUAAAGAUCAAGUAUAUUCUUUAUUCUAUUAUAUUAGACAUUAUUAUUCCUCCUCAUAAUGGUAUUGGUGAUGAAUAGGAUUCUUUAGGUUAUAUCUAUAGAUUGUAACCAAAACCACCUAAAAAAGAUUUCUUUAAAUGGGUUGAUAAUCAAGUAAAUUUGAGAUUUUUAGCAAUGUUUAACACUACAAAACCUGAGGAUAAAGAUAGGUCAUCAUAUUUUAAUUUAUUUUUAGAGUUUUUGUAAUUACUUACUUUUUAAAUGAUGAUAGUCUUUUAAUUUAUGAACCAACUGUUAGAAAUUCAGGUAUUUCCAAUUCUAAUUUAUUUUAAGGUAUUCCAGAUGGUAAAUUUUUGGAAAAAAGAAAAUACAAAAACUCUUAUAAUAAUAAUGAGUUUUUCUCACCUAAAGAUUUAAUUGUAGGAAAUGAAAUUAUGAUUAAUGGAUGGAAAUUUUAAUUACUAGAUUGUGAUGAUUUCACUAAAAAAUGGUAUGCUGAAAAUUUUAAGUGAC
Molecule: messenger RNA, 1795 nt
Organism: Paramecium sonneborni
Lineage: Eukaryota; Ciliophora; Oligohymenophorea; Peniculida; Parameciidae
Source: the annotation of a GenBank genome assembly